AUGGCGGCCGUUUCAGCACCUACCCCUAAGCUGGAUCGCUAUAUUGUCAUCCACGUUGCAACCACUUGUGACGAACAUGGCGUUUAUGUCACCAAGGACUCGGCCGAGGUGAUCGAAUUGGGUUGGAUUUUGUUGGACAGCAAGACCUGUGAGGAGUUGCACCGUGAAAGUGUCCUCGUCAAGCCCGUCAACACUCCCAUCACCCCACUCUGCACAAGCUUGACUACCCUCACAUGGGAGCACGUCCGCUCCGCAGGUACCUUCCGCGAUGCCAUUUCCCGAUUCGAUACUUUUGCCAACGAGCAUCUUACCAGCAAACAACUGGAGUUUGCUUUUGUGACGUUGGAUUCUUGGGAUCUGCGCGUGCAGUUGCCCCGCGAGGCCCGUGACAAGGCCCGCUGGCAAACCCACCACCCCGAGUCUUUGCCCUUUGGCCCCAGCUCCCUCUCCAACAUUUGUGCUGCCCUUGAAGUCGAACCCGUUCAGUCCUCGGCCCCCAUCAAACACAACCUGCCGUUCCACCUGCAAGCACUGGCUCCCGCCUCCCCGCGCCGCGCCAUGGAGGAGUCGAUCACCCUCGCCCGUGUCCUCCGCGGUCUGAUCCGCAAAUCCCAGCCUGCUCAGGAACACCCGGAGAUCCUCACUCGUCCCAUGGAUGCCCACGCCGAUGUGCGCGCUUUCCUGGCCGAGCGAAGCAAGGUUCUCCAUCUCAGUGGUCUGCCCCACGACACUACCCAGUCUGAGUUGGAGAGUUGGUUCACUCAAUUCGGUGGCCGGCCCAUUGCUUUCUGGACCCUCCGAACCCCCGAUCAGCACAAGCCCACCGGCACCGGAUUCGCUGUAUUCUCCUCCCACGAAGAGGCCGCCGAGAGCCUGUGCAUGAACGGCCGCGCUCUGAACGAGAAGGCCAUCGAGGUCUCCCCAUCUUCCAGCCGCGUUUUGGACCGCGCUGCGGAAAUCCUCACUCCAUUCCCUCCUUCUAAGAACCGUCCUCGCCCUGGUGACUGGACCUGCCCUUCCUGUGGCUUCUCCAACUUCCAGCGCCGCACUGCCUGCUUCCGUUGCUCAUUCCCUGCCAUGGCCGCCGCGCCCGACCCAAUGGGCUACGGAUACGGCUACGGACCCCCCCAACAUGAUGCCUCCUCACAUGGGCCACGGUCACGGAAUGGGCGGCCACUCGCGUGGUAUGGGUGGCGGUAA
Penicillium waksmanii is the source of this 1200-nucleotide messenger RNA. RefSeq names its product 3'-5' exonuclease family protein. NCBI's taxonomy places the organism in Eukaryota, Fungi, Ascomycota, Eurotiomycetes, Eurotiales, Aspergillaceae. The record is from RefSeq and is a predicted model, not a curated record. Gene Ontology annotation, molecular function: 3'-5'-RNA exonuclease activity; RNA binding. The coding region runs from base 1 to 1200 and encodes 399 amino acids. Gene Ontology annotation, biological process: exonucleolytic trimming to generate mature 3'-end of 5.8S rRNA from tricistronic rRNA transcript (SSU-rRNA, 5.8S rRNA, LSU-rRNA). The transcript is spliced from 4 exons.